AUGUCUCCAGCACUCUGCCUAUUCCAGAGACACAUCGCACACCAUGAUAUCAAAUUAGAAAACAUCCUAGUUGAUGAAGCAGGAAACGCAAAGAUUUGUGACUUUGGUAUGGCAAUUGAACUCACAGAGGGGCAGAUGUUGCAGGAGAUCUGUGGUUCCUUGCUCUACUGGGCUCCAGAGAUCUUGGCAAGAAAACCCUAUGAUGGACUGGCAGGUGACAUGUGGAGCUUGGGUAUUAUCCUAUAUGUCCUGGUCACAGGACACUUUCCAUACAUGGCAGAAACCCUUGAAGGUAUGCACAGGCUCAUCACCACCACAGUGUGUCCCAUUCCCUACCAUCUGUCAAAACCCUAUCAUAUCAUCAUUGUCCAACUACUCAUGGUCCCUAUCUGGUAUCGAUUCACAAUGUGUCAGCUUAUGGAAAGAACAUGGCUGGGCCCAAUUCAAGAAAAUGCACUGCUUGCCACCAAAGAAAUCCUGCCCAGGGUCAUGGAGACUAUGUGCAGCAUGGGCUAUACUUGUGAGGAGAUUGUGUCAUCCCUAACUCACAGGCGGAAGAUAAUGGCUACAUGUAACAUUCUCAAACACCAACUGAUUUGUGGGGACUGCCAUCAGCAAGAUCAGAUGCCCUGGUUAACUAGCAGCCCUGCAGGUCCUGUUUGUCCCCCUCUCCCCUUGAUGAGGAGAGCCAGUGAACCAGCAUUUACAACCAGUACACAAGCUGGCAAGAGUCACUUUAAGGAGGAGAGUGUGGAAGAAAGAGGUGAAAUAUGCAGAAGCCACACCAUGCCCCGCACAUACUCCUUCCCAGACAAGCAGCCCUGUUUAGACAACAGAGUCUCAGCCAAAGAUGUUCUUAUGGCUGAUGUCAUCAACACUGCUACAGAGGACAUUGCAGUCAACAGGAAUGCUAUUGACCCCCUGCCAGGCAAUCUCUCCUCCCCUGAAUCAAUCUUGGAUUCUACACCCACAGUAUUUCUGAACCUGGGCUUCUCUGAAGAAGAUUCAUCCCAGGAGCCAGACAUUUCCAGUGAAAAGCCCCAGGUGGCACCCACAACAUCUGGAUCCAGGCCAUUCAGGUACUGGAAACUGAUAAAGAAGCAAAUUUCCCAUGCACUGAGAGCACUGUGCUGCUGCUGCUGCUGCUGCUGCUGCCUGCCUGCCCACCCCAAGAAGAACUGUAGGAACUGUAAAUCCACUGGGAGCAGGGAGAAUGGAGAUAAGGGGGAAGAACAGGGAAAAAGAGGUGGAGAGGAUGAAGAGGAAAUGAGAGGACCUGUAGAGAGUGGGUAG
Messenger RNA from Onychomys torridus (southern grasshopper mouse), 1293 nucleotides. Its product is annotated as putative sperm motility kinase W. Lineage: Eukaryota; Metazoa; Chordata; Mammalia; Rodentia; Cricetidae. Gene Ontology annotation, molecular function: protein serine/threonine kinase activity; ATP binding. Gene Ontology annotation, biological process: protein phosphorylation; intracellular signal transduction. Gene Ontology annotation, cellular component: cytoplasm. The record is from RefSeq and is a predicted model, not a curated record.